Molecule: messenger RNA, 1194 nt
Organism: Guillardia theta CCMP2712
Lineage: Eukaryota; Cryptophyceae; Pyrenomonadales; Geminigeraceae
Exons: 5
Coding region: 1-1194 (397 amino acids)
Source: RefSeq, a predicted model, not a curated record
AUGGAGAAGUUCAGGAGCUUCGAGGAUCCGGCGAGCGGCAUCAUGCCGUUCAUGCCGGAGAAGGUUGUACGCCCCAAGAACAUCCUACUCAAAGUCUUCAGGGGUCUCAUCGGAUUGUGUCUGGGCCUCGUUAAGUUCCCAGUCUGUGCGAUCCUAUUCCUCCUCUUCAUCCUGGUCAGGAGCAUCUUCGAGCUGCUCCCUAUUGCAUUCCUGCGGCGGCCGAUGAUCAGGAUCGUCGAUGUCGUCUGCUGUCGCCUCCUCCUCCUCCUCCUCGGGUUUUGGUGGAUCCCCGCUGGGUAUCCCAAGAAGAAGACAGUGACUGUCUCACGAGCAGGGGCGAAGCAGACUGGAUGGCCUCCGUUGAAGAGCGCCAGCUCAGGGUCGAUCCUCCUCUCCACUCUCUGCUCCUACGUAGACGUCCUCUACCUCUGCUUCCGCUUCUCCCCCGUCUUCGUGUUCCCUGUCCAGGACAAGGGCAAGUCAGUGGGGAAGGUGCUGAGGACAGGACCCCUCGGCGCCAUCCGCCUCAUCGUCGGCUUCCCUUCCAUCGCCGACAGGAGGGGGUUGGAGAGUAUCUCCCAUGUGGUGGCGAACAGCAAGAGCAGCCUCAGCGGGCCUGUCGUCUUGUUCCCUGAGGGCGUCUCGAGCAAUGGGCAGGGCAUCCUCCCCUUCCUGGCUCCUGUUGGGCCUGUUGAGGUCGAUCCUGCUGCUGCUGCUGAAACUUCUCCUCCACCACCUCCUCCUCCUCCUUGCUCCUUCGCUUUGCUGAACGUGCUGCCAUCUUCUCAUCUUCCUACUCCUCCCUCCUGCUGCUUCUCUGGGUCUCCUCUUAGACCUGACAGGGCUUCCCGACAGGAGGGUUCGGGUCCCGAUCAGAACGGGUUGGAGCAGCAGGCGUGGAUGGGAGGGAAAGUUCCGGACUGUUAUGCUCUGACCAUCAGGUAUUCGUCGAAGCACUUUUCUCCCAUCUAUACCGUCCAAUCUUUCUUCUCCCAUGCCUUCGGUCUGUGCGCACAGCUCUACAACUCGAUGGAAGUGACCUGCCUGGAGGAACGAGCGACAGAGCUCAAGGCUGUCGACCAGGGUCUCACUCCCUCCCAGCGCGAUGGCAGCAGCUGGUCUGAUCGACUUCGCACCGCCAUGUGCGCCGCCGCCUCCUCCCCUGCCAAGUCCGUCAGGUGCGUCUGCCAGUAG